UGUUCACUUACCUAGGACUGUCGCCGGAAGAACUUUGAUUUGUUCAUGGUGGUUAUUUGCUAUUGUCAUUGUUGGGACAUACUGUGGAAAUCUCAUCGCUUUCCUGACUGUAACAAAGGAUAAACCUCCGUUUGAAACAUUGAAUGAAAUGGCAGAUUUAAAAGGAACAUACCGGUGGGGCUUGCAAGGAGGAACGAAUCGAGAACACGUUUUUGAAACUUCCAAACGCCCGGAGUUCAGAAGAGUUGGUGACGCAAUAAAGGAAUUUAGUAGUACAGACCCAACUGUACUGGCCACCGACUUUGACGUACAAAUGGCAAAUGUUAAAAAGGGAAGUUACGGUUGGAUAGGAGACGCGGUAGUUAUGGAGAUUGAGAUGGCGAAGGAUUGCGAUCUGAUGAUGAUUAAAGAUAAAUUUCUACCCUUAAGAUAUGCGUUUGGAUUUACUAAUAAUUCACCGCAUGUGCAACUUUUUACAAAACAGAUGCUGGCUAUCCACGAGUCCGGACUACUGCAAGUGUGGAAGAGAAAAUGGUGGCCAAAGUCCAAGGCAAUCUGUGCUGGUUCUAUAGUAGCUGAAGCAAAGCCUAUAUCUAUUAUUGAUGUUCAAAGUGCUUUCUAUGUGGCUGCUGGCGGCGCAUUACUUAGUUUUUGUGUGUUUUUAGUAGAACUUGUUAUCGGGAAAUGUCGCCGUCUGACUUGUCUAAGUAGUGAAACAAAACAAUCUGAGUAAAGGUAUUACAAGAUACUAGAGAAUGGUUGCAGUUAUGAAAUGUGCAUUGCUUUAAAGUAUUCAUAUACGAAGAAAAAAACAACUUUUUUCUGAGGCUAUAUACUCGCAUGACAGUUUAUUUCAUUGUAACGUUUAUAAGCAAGACUACUAAGUUGCUAUUUAUUGUUUUGUUUUACUUAUAUACUUGGAUAUAUGCUGCAGCUGGAAUUUAUGAAUGCAUACAAUUCCAUUCUUGUUUUGUAUCCCAUU
Messenger RNA from Mercenaria mercenaria, 982 nucleotides. RefSeq lists its product as uncharacterized. NCBI's taxonomy places the organism in Eukaryota, Metazoa, Mollusca, Bivalvia, Venerida, Veneridae. The record is from RefSeq and is a predicted model, not a curated record. The coding region runs from base 149 to 733 and encodes 194 amino acids. The transcript is spliced from 4 exons.